CAGUUGAAUUAUAACUUGAACAUAACGGAAUUGAAUCCACUUCCCACCUCAUCGUUUAUAACAGUAAUGAAUACUCAUCAAUACCCUCAAAAUAUCUCCAUCGCUCUCACCCUCUUACGGCUCUCCUCUAUGGCUGUACGCUGUAACAGUAGCAGAGCAGAGGAGAGGUAAAAAGAAACAGAGCCAGUAGUGGUGAUCAUUAAUGGGGAGGACACGGCCUCCGACGCAGGAAAAGUCAGGGGCUUUCUUCUUGGCGACUCUGCUGCUCUGGUUCGUCUCUGUUUGGUUUGAGAUUCUGUUCAACCGGCGGACGGAGCUGGGUUAUAUUAUCGCCGGCUGUGGCUUUUACCAAUUGGCUAACUGGGUCUGUCGCCGCUUUGUAUCCCGUGACCCUCUCUUUGUUAACACCUCCGUCUCUCUCCUCCACUCCUCUAUUACCUCCGCUUCUGUUGUAUUUAUUUUGGUUAAUCACUGGUUACAAAAUGGUUCGGGUGGGAUGUUUGAGCACUCACAGUUGGUUGGAGGUACUUGGGCGUGGGCACACCAGGCUUUGUGCUUCUCGUGCGGUUACUUUGCAUACGAUCAGUGGGAUAUGCUGCAUUACGGAUUAUAUAGUGGUUUUAUCCCUUCCAUCCUAGCGCAUCAUCUGCUGCUCCUCAUGUGCUUCACUCUUGCUUUGUAUCGGAAUGUGACCAUUAAUUACCUUAUUCUCACUCUCAUUUGUGAGGUAUGUUUUAUUCAUUCCUUAAUGCUUCUAUUUCCCUUUGUGAAUUGUUUUCAUGUCAGUCUGAUUGGUUUGGUUUAUCGAAACACUAGUUUUGGUCAAAUCAGCCAUAACUGUAACUGGUCGUGUCUCUUCACACUUUCUAAUCAGUUCAAAUUGAUGUGUAUUGUGGUAAUAUAGACUAAUGACUUUGACCAAAGCUUUCAUACCCUGUUUGUUAAAUCCGCUGCCUUUACCAAUAUUCUAACUGACUGCCAUUUGUCCCUACUACAGAUAUUGUCAUUUCUCACUAAAGCCGUUUCCAAAUCAGAACUCUGGAGAGUCUGUCUUCUGACUUUGUUUAAAUUAUUGAUGACUGCUGCUUAACUUUAGUAUUUAGAUUUAAAGUCUGUUGUUUGAAAUGAAUAAGAUUUGUUUUUCUUUAGUAAUCAAUCCAUACGCGUAAAAGAUUCCGCAAAAUCAAUCACUUCACUAUCCAAACAACUUCAAAUCAGUGUUGAAAAUCCUAUAUUCAUGU
Rosa chinensis is the source of this 1241-nucleotide messenger RNA. Its product is annotated as TLC domain-containing protein 2. The transcript has 3 exons. Gene Ontology annotation, biological process: plasma membrane organization; membrane assembly; regulation of membrane lipid distribution. Gene Ontology annotation, cellular component: plasma membrane. NCBI's taxonomy places the organism in Eukaryota, Viridiplantae, Streptophyta, Magnoliopsida, Rosales, Rosaceae. The coding region runs from base 203 to 904 and encodes 233 amino acids. The record is from RefSeq and is a predicted model, not a curated record.